AUGUUUAAACACCUUGCACUUGGCCUGUUGGCCGCUCAGUCUGUGGCAGCCACCCGCUUUGCCAUGUAUAUUGACGAAUACCAUACUGCCGCACUCCCGAGCCAAGACCAAACUCAAGGCAUUGACACUGCCAUCAUGGCAUUUGCGCCCUCGAAACUGUUUAACUCGGAUUCCCCGCCAUCAUUCACGCCAUUCGAGUCUCCUGACACCAUGCGCAAGCGUUUCAGUCCUGAAACUAAGCUCAUGAUUGCCAUUGGAGGCUGGGGUGAUACCUCCGGCUUCUCGGAGGGAGCCAAGGACGAUGCUUCUCGCGCGCGCUAUGCGAAGAAUGUCGCCGCUAUGCUUGAUUCCAACGGAUUUGAUGGUGUUGACAUUGAUUGGGAAUACCCCGGUGGUAACGGUCAAGACUACAGAGAUGUACCGAACUCGGAGAAGGUUGACGAGAUCGAAACCUACCCCAAGUUCCUCGAAGCUGUCCGCGAGGCCAUCGGAAACAAGACUCUGUCCAUCGCUGUGCCUGGUCGCAAGCAGGACUUCAUUGCCUUCACCAAGGAGCAGGGCCCCAAGAUUUUCAAAUCUGUAGAUAUGGUUAACGUCAUGAGCUACGACCUGACCAACCGCCGUGACAAUGUUACCAAUCACCAUACCUCCGUCCAGGGAUCCCUGGACACCAUCAACGAGUACCUCGAUAUCGGCGCUCCUCCUGAGAAGUUAAACCUUGGCUUCGCUUUCUAUGCUAAAUGGUUCACCACCGAUCCUGAUUCCGACUGUGACGAGAACCCUCUCGGCUGCAAGCUUGUCAAGCUUGAGAAUGAUGAUGGAACUGAUAAUGGUAAAUCUGGCGCUUUGACUUUCGAGGCCAGCAAUGUUGCGGAAGCCCCUAAGGAUCUGAAGACCACCACAAAUGGAAAGUGUGGUUUCGCUGAAGCCUCCAAGUGCCCCGAUGGCCAAUGCUGCAGCGCUUAUGGUAACUGUGGCACUGGUGACGACUUCUGCCAAGCUGGCUGUCUUUCUGACUACGGCACCUGCAAGGGUGUCUCGAUCAUCGACUCGUGGCGCAAGGCCGAGAAGGAUGGCAAGACAGAUGAAGAGGCUGGCGGCCAGUACUACUUCGACAAGGAGAACAACAUCUUCUGGACAUGGGAUACCCCGGCCCUGAUUGCCCGCAAGUUCAAGGACAUUGUCGAAGCGAAGAAGCUCGGCGGUAUCAUGGCCUGGAGCUUGGGCGAGGAUACCUAUAAGUUCGAACACCUGAAUGCUAUGCAGCAGGGUAUCAAGUCUGAGUCUACUAAGGCCAAGGCAACCUAG
Messenger RNA from Penicillium soppii, 1308 nucleotides. RefSeq names its product CAZyme family GH18. The transcript is spliced from 4 exons. The coding region runs from base 1 to 1308 and encodes 435 amino acids. Gene Ontology annotation, biological process: chitin catabolic process; carbohydrate metabolic process. The record is from RefSeq and is a predicted model, not a curated record. Gene Ontology annotation, cellular component: extracellular region. Gene Ontology annotation, molecular function: chitinase activity; chitin binding. Lineage: Eukaryota; Fungi; Ascomycota; Eurotiomycetes; Eurotiales; Aspergillaceae.